AAAAGCAGAAAUAGCGCCAGGCACACAGAUCACGGACCUGGGGUCAAUCAAACUACCCGCCCCUACCCGCAGCUUCCUAGGUUGUCGAUUUUCACAGGUUCCACACGUGAUCGACAGUGGGAACACCAAAAGCCGUUAGUCGCUUUCUGCAAGCCAGUUCCGCCAGAAUGCCAGCUUGUGGCCGCAUAACAACGCUUGGUAGCUCUUGCAGCCCGCUGAUUGCAACUUUCCGAUCUUUGGGGCUGGACAUGCUCCUCGAGUGCUUAUAGUCGCCGCUGUACAAAGUCACCAUGCGCAUCCGGAAGCCAUUUGCUGGUGCCUUCGUAGCCCUUAUCUUCAUCAGCGCCGGCGCCGGCUUCUCCCCACCCGACUACAAGAUCCCCUCAUACAAGCAAUCGGAUAAAGCCUUGCACUUCAUCGCCUUCUUCUUACUCACACUAUGCUUCUACUGGAUACUAGAAACGAGUAGGAGGAAAGUCUUGCAGCUCACCUUUACCGUGUGCACGAUUGGUCUGGGAGUCGCGAGUGAGGUCGUACAAGGGCUGUUGCCUAUACAUCGCGAUUUUGAUUACUACGACAUCAUAGCCAACGUCCUCGGUUCGCUCCUCGCUCUCGGCCUAUGCAAUUGGUACCACAAACGCAUGCUCGAGCGCAAACGGGCUGCGCGCGGAUACACAGCCGUCGCUGGAGACGAGGAGCGAGAUAUUGAGUUGGGAGAGAAUCUCGAAGGGCAGGAGUCCGGUGUUGUCAGAACUACUGUGGACGAGGAGCUUGAAAGAUGGGACGAGAACGCCGAAGACUGGGAAACAACUGAACCCGAGCCGGCAAACGGGAAGAGUCUCGAGGAUGGUGGUGACUUGGGGGAAGGGAAGAAGCGGAAUGACUAAGUUGAUGAUUUCUACGAUAUACAGGACGAAGAAUUGGCUUGGAUCGGCGGAACGAAGCACAGAGUGCACUUCCUCAUCACAUUUGCAGUGACAUCUAGAUUGCAUACCAAAUGUGAACGUGAACUGAGCUCGGCCAUGAGGGCUGUACGCAUAGUCA
Molecule: messenger RNA, 1044 nt
Organism: Alternaria rosae
Lineage: Eukaryota; Fungi; Ascomycota; Dothideomycetes; Pleosporales; Pleosporaceae
Exons: 3
Coding region: 291-887 (198 amino acids)
Source: RefSeq, a predicted model, not a curated record